This is a messenger RNA of Teleopsis dalmanni, 2729 nucleotides long. It is a transcript of the gene by, whose product is annotated as tensin-4. The transcript has a single exon. The coding region runs from base 44 to 2494 and encodes 816 amino acids. The record is from RefSeq and is a predicted model, not a curated record. NCBI's taxonomy places the organism in Eukaryota, Metazoa, Arthropoda, Insecta, Diptera, Diopsidae. Gene Ontology annotation, molecular function: protein binding.
UAUCUGAGAGACAGUCAAUCAGUCUUGAAAAUAUUUGCGAACUAUGCGGUCACCAUACGAAAGUUUUUCUACCGUUUCGGAUAGUGAAGAAACUAAAAACAGUGCCAUUCCAUAUCACGCCCGUGAAAAUUCGUUACCUUUCAGUUACGGGCAAAUAAAUAAAACAUCAACGCAACUGCGUAGUGUUGGUAGUGGCACAACCGCGAGUGCAUUAUAUAGAAAUGGUGGCACUGAUGACAGUGGUAUAGACUUUGGUUUAACAAAAGAUAGAAGUGGAUUCAAUUUGUACAGCGAUAGCGAUUAUUUAAGCAAAUACAAUAAUAAUGGGCCCAGAAAUGCUUCAUUAGGCCAUUCGUCAAGUAUAAAUUCAAGGAAAACUGAAACGGAUGGUAAAAUGAUUAAGACACAACCACGUCUGACUAGUCCUUUGCUUGUUCGCAAGAGUCUAAAUAGUAGAUCACCUACGCGAGGUUCUACCAAUACCAUCGCGAAUACUUACCACUACAACUAUGACACGACCGAUAACAGCAGUAGCGGCUUAAAUGGAAAUUCAAACAAAUACAACAGCAUUAGUAGCAGCAAUACUCUACGUAAGACUCCAACACGAAACGACUUUGAGGAAUUAUUGCGCCAGCGACGUGAAAAGAUCUACAAUGAAUAUCAACAUCGUUCAACAAUGCCAGAUUUGCGAAAUGCCAAACCGGAGCCACCACAGCGCCAAUAUUUAACAACAACUACCGCUAGUCGGCCGACAAAUGGACAGAAUAAAUAUAAUUUCGAUUUUGAAUUUAAUUUGAAUUUAGAUGAUGCACCUUCACCACAACGACGAGCAAAUACCAUUGAUCGUUCAUGGUCACAGUAUCGCACGCGAGAUAUACCAGUAGCGCCUGAAACAGCAUAUUCGGAGCGAAAUUAUAACACAAUCGGCUCGACGAAUGCUGUCAGAGAAACAACAUCGUCGAAGUCAUCUGCAGUGGGUUUUGCGAGUCAAGAACGCGAACGACCUCUAUUACCAAUGAAUCACAACAACAAUCGUUCACUAAGUGAACAACAUAUACAGCGCACAGAGUACACCACAUAUGGCAAUGGAAAUUUGUCUGGUUACAGCAGCAACAACAAUAAAAGCCACAUCAACAAUGAUUUCAGCUAUGACGGUACAUUGGGAGGAACACGCAGUCGUAGUGACUUGUCGCCGAUAUAUGCAACUACUACGAGACAAGUGACUGGCAAUAACAAUAACAGUAUGCAGAAUAACAAAAACAGUGUUAAUUCAACAACAACAAUUACCACUACAACAUACCGCAAUGCAUAUGAACCAGAAUUGUCAAUUACUGAUUAUCCCCUUACCGCUAAGGCUUCAACAUCUACACAAACUGUACAGCAGGUAGGUGUAUCACGUCCAGAAACGCCAGCUUUCCCCGUUACACCACGUACACCAUUUGGCAACUAUAACACCGCAUCAACGCAGCCUCAUAGUCCAAAUGGCGGUCAAUCAACAGCUACUGAAAUACAUAACUACUCUGCAGAAACAAUUUACCAAACCAAUCCAACUGCUUAUAGACCUCGAUUAAAUUCAAGCGUCUCAAUGAUUAAUAGUGAACCGCAGGAAGUAGCUGCACAUCUGGUUAAAUUUGCAAAAGAUUCUUCUAAAUUCUGGUAUAAACCAAAUCUGUCGAGGGAGGAAGCUAUAUCAUUGCUCAUAAAUGCCGUGCCAGGGACAUUUAUUGUACGUGAUUCGACUACAUAUAAGAAUGCAUAUGGACUAGUGCUACGUGUAAGUCAACCACCACCUGGUGUAACAAAUUCCGGUAAGCCGGAUGAGCUAGUGCGACAUUUUCUUAUUGAACCCACAACACGGGGUGUACGCUUGAAGGGUUGUGCCAAUGAACCGGUUUUUACCAGUUUGAGUGCAUUAGUGUAUGAGCAUUCUAUCAAUCAGCUGGCUUUGCCAUGUCUACUACGUAUACCGGAAGAUGAUCUAGUCCCAUCGCUUGAACUGACGCCAGCUCAAAAACAUCUUUUUACACAAGGCGCUGCGACCAAUGUAUUGUGGCUAUAUUCGUGCGAAACCGAAUCUCUAACCGGCGAAGAAGCAAUACGCAAGGCUAUACGCCAAUUGUAUGCACAAAAAUCAUUACCAAGUCCGACUGUUGUGCACUUUAAGGUGUCACAACAAGGCAUAACAUUAACAGAUAAUACACGCAAAAAAUUCUUUCGCAAACAUUACGCAGCCGACAUCAUAUCGUAUUGUGCUAUUGAUCCAGAUCAUCGAGUCUGGACUAUGCAGGAAGAACAGAAUGGCGAAGAACAAAAGAAAACAGUUGGCAACUUGAAGAAAACAAUAUUUGCUUUUGUUGCAAGGCGUUCAUCCAGCUCCAAAGAUAACCAGUGUCAUGUUUUUUGUGAUCUGUCUAUUACUCAACCAGCAUCGGCAAUUGUGUCAUUCGCGAAUAAGACACUUCCAACCGAAAAGCAGCGUAACUACGUGCUUUGAGAAGGCCUGAAUUUAAGUGAGGAAUUUGGAGUUAAACACAGAUUAGCAGCUAAUAAGAGAAGUGAAGGAUAUGCAACGAUGACAGUUGGUGAAAAGAAAAGGGUAUCAUUUUUAUUAUAGAUUUAAUUUGGUUUAUAUUAGAAAAGUGUGUCCAUAGGUGUGAUAACGAAUUAUAAAAUAUACUAACGAUAAGUGACGAAGGUAAAAAAAACAAAAAAUUCUUGCAAAAGUUCAG